Aspergillus clavatus NRRL 1 is the source of this 846-nucleotide messenger RNA. Its product is annotated as F-box domain protein. The coding region runs from base 1 to 846 and encodes 281 amino acids. Gene Ontology annotation, molecular function: protein binding. The record is from RefSeq and is a predicted model, not a curated record. NCBI's taxonomy places the organism in Eukaryota, Fungi, Ascomycota, Eurotiomycetes, Eurotiales, Aspergillaceae. The transcript has 4 exons.
AUGGGGGGCUGGGAAAUCUUCUGCGCCAUCUGCGGGGGCACGUUCUUCAGCUCGGUGGACAUCGAUUGCGAGAACACGGACGAGUACGCCUAUCGCGACACGGUCCUCGGAGAGAGCGACGUGUCCUGGCUGGGCAGGGUUCGCGGGCUUGGCAUGAAUGACAGUGCUCCAGGAAACGACCGAUCGUAUUUGACGGGCGUGGGCCGUUACUGGGAUUAUACCCCAAUUCCCCCUUUCACAACCAAGAAGGUCAUCCCACCGGGGCUCCCCCAUAUCUUCCCCUUUCAUUCCCUCUGCUACGAGGAUAUCCUCCAGAGAUGCAUCCAGCAAGCCCGGCCGGGGCCCAUCCGAACGGAUGUUCUAUUCCAGCUCUUUGAAGGGUUGAACACGACCUGGCACCACAUCCCGCGGCUGGUCUCCACGCUUUCUCCGAUCAUGGACUUCGAUCGCAAGUCGGAUGCGACACACGAUCCACCGACGCGAGAUAUCUUCUAUGAAAUUCCUUUCGAGCUGCGACACGAGAUCAUGAAGUAUCUCCCCGUGGCAUCCAUCUUAGCCCUCAAGGCUGCAUCCCGGCCCAUGCACGCCACGCCCAUCUCCGGUGAUGCAUGGCGGCAAAGACUACAGGACGAGCUACCCUGGCUGUGGGAAGUUCACGAGGUGGAUCUUUUCCAAUCGCGCGCAAUGGAAGGACGAGCAGCAGGGGCUCUCAUGGACAUUGACGAAAAAAGUCGGUAUACGCCGGCGAACGAUGAGUACAUUCUGGGACUGGCAAAUCGGAGACGGAUCUGGGGGGUGUGCGAGGAGAUUCGAGCGUUGUAUCUCGAACAAGUGGAUGGUUUGUGA